Messenger RNA from Panicum virgatum (switchgrass), 631 nucleotides. RefSeq lists its product as uncharacterized. The record is from RefSeq and is a predicted model, not a curated record. Bases 206 to 589 code for a protein of 127 amino acids. The transcript has 2 exons. NCBI's taxonomy places the organism in Eukaryota, Viridiplantae, Streptophyta, Magnoliopsida, Poales, Poaceae.
UCCGUCCUGUGCCCCUAGACCGUCCACGAUUACAUCGGUCCCCUGCCAGACGUCGCGCCACCGCGCCGUCGCGCGCGGCCACGCAGUUCCCGUCGUCUCCAUCCGUCGUCCCCGGCCUCACGUCGCCGCGCCGCCCCCGGCGCCCUACGGAGACCGCGGUGGCACCGUGAUUCGUGUCGUCACAGUUUUGCCGUCGCCGCGUUCUAUGGCCACCGUCAUCCCCGUGUUCUUCCGCGACCAUCUCCACCAGAUCGACGACACGAAUCUGUCUUUCGUCCUCCAUCGUACGUCCAGCCCUCAACCGAUCCGGCUACUCACUGUGCCUGAUGUAGCGCCACCGCCGGUGACGCCAGGAAAGGACCUACUGCUCCGCUGCAGUGGAUCGCCGCUUUCAAUGAGAUUGGGACCUGCCAUCGCCGUCGCCAACAAGAUCCGCGCCAUGGAUGGGAGGAGCUCCGGCCAGAUCAGAGAGCAGCGAAUAGGGAGGAGGCCAAGAGAGGGGCCACCGCCAAUGGCCCGCUCACCGCGCGUCACCAUCUCCGACAUCCAUGAGGUUGGUGUACAAUGUGGUUUUAUCACUCCACAGUAGUUGCAGGAGUAUGAUCCGGCUGGAUUUGCCCCCCCCCCCCCC